This is a messenger RNA of Scylla paramamosain (green mud crab), 2212 nucleotides long. RefSeq lists its product as uncharacterized. The record is from RefSeq and is a predicted model, not a curated record. Lineage: Eukaryota; Metazoa; Arthropoda; Malacostraca; Decapoda; Portunidae. The transcript is spliced from 12 exons. Bases 662 to 1516 code for a protein of 284 amino acids.
AUGUCGUGGUGGAAGAGUUGGUAGCCCUGCACAUGGCCAUCCGAGAAUUACGUCACAGGUGGGCACAAGCCGCAGUCAUUCGCCGGCGCCUCCCUGCAGUCUCAGGUAGCAGCGGCGAUGCGUAGUGCUGUUGCUUUGUACUGAGUGAGCGUGAAAGAACCCUCGUGACGAUAUAUGGUGAUGGACGUGUGGGCCUUUACGUUGUGGAAACAGAAGGUGCGGCGUUGAUGCUGGUAACAGUGGUGGGGAUCCCGGCACACAGCCAGCAGGCAUCGGCAGCAUCCUUCCGCCUGGUCACCGCUUACACGUUAAACCGAACUGAUGACUCCACUCAAACAUUUCUCAGAGUGGGGACCUCUCCCUCCACCCGGUCCCUUACCUUGGCUGUGCAGACUGACCUGACUAACUGUGGAUGCAAUGUCACCGGGAAUUACUCAGGUCGCGUCCUCCAGGUGACAGGUGGCUACACAGGUGAUGCGCUCAAAAUCGUGGCGCAGAGGUACCAGCAUGUGGGGGGCGUUGGAUCAGCUGAGGAGUUGGUGAGCGUAGCGUGGCACCCCGAGGAAGAGAGCGAGACGCAGCCGGAACCGAGGCAGGACGGGGCGUGGUGGUGCGCACUCAGUUCUCUGAAUCCAUCUUUGGCGUAUCUGUGGACUCGCUGAUGCCGGGGAAGCGUCGGCGUCUCCUGAACCUCACCGUCACGCCACACACUGGAGAACACUGGCAGGUGAGCCUACAUGUGCCAAUUAUCUCUACAGCCCUCGAGUGGGAGACGAAGCUCUGGAAAAAUCAGGGCAAGCAACAUUGGGAAGUUAAUGGGGAAGUCAAGUCUACCAAAUCUGACAUAUCGUUAGAAUUCGUUCACUUCAAGCAGGAGAAGCAGGACGAGGAGACUCAGGUCACGGAUGACAGAGGUGAGGCUGGCAGGUGUGAUGCUGAAGGUUGUGGGGACGGCGGUGUCAAGGAGCCAAAAGCCAAGUCGCGGCACCACGUCGACAGUGAUUGCGACUCAGAUUUAAGAAAAGAACAGACAGUAGACCAGAAUGAAGUUUGUAGUGGUCGAGAUCCUAAAUCAGAAGACUUAAAGCAAAAUGAUCAUGAUUCCGUAAUGGUAAAUGUAGACGAAGAAUGUUCCAAGAAAGCGGAGUGUGAUGGACCGGAAGAGUCAGUGUCAAGUGAAGCUGUUCAAGAGACUACACAAAAAUUAACUUCCCGGGUUUUCAGCCUUUCUUCCAACAUGAAGACUUACGUCUCAUCUGACGGAGGACGCUGGAUUCGGAUCCUGCAGCGCACACACCUGGCAUUCUGUCCUCGCCUUGGCUGGAACUUGAACCGUGCGGCGUUGAUGCUGGUAACAGUGGUGGGGAUCCCGGCACACAGCCAGCAGGCAUCGGCAGCAUCCUUCCGCCUGGUCACCGCUUACACGUUAAACCGAACUGAUGACUCCACUCAAAACAUUUCUCAGAGUGGGGACCUCUCCCUCCACCCGGUCCCUUACCUUGGCUGUGCAGACUGACCUGACUAACUGUGGAUGCAAUGUCACCGGGAAUUACUCAGGUCGCGUCCUCCAGGUGACAGGUGGCUACACAGGUGAUGCGCUCAAAGUCGUGGCGCAGAGGUACCAGCAUGUGGGGGGGCGUUGGAUCAGCUGAGGAGUUGGUGAGCGUAGCGUGGCACCCCGAGGAAGAGAGCGAGACGCAGCCGGAACCGAGGCAGGACGGGGCGUGGUGGUGCGCACUCAGUUCUCUGAAUCCAUCUUUGGCGUAUCUGUGGACUCGCUGAUGCCGGGGAAGCGUCGGCGUCUCCUGAACCUCACCGUCACGCCAGACACUGGAAAACACUGGCAGGUGAGCCUACAUGUGCCAAUUAUCUCUACAGCCCUCGAGUGGGAGACGAAGCUCUGGAAAAAUCAGGGCAAGCAACAUUGGGAAGUUAAUGGGGAAGUCAAGUCUACCAAAUCUGACAUAUCGUUAGAAUUCGUUCACUUCAAGCAGGAGAAGCAGGACGAGGAGACUCAGGUCACGGAUGACAGAGGUGAGGCUGGCAGGUGUGAUGCUGAAGGUUGUGGGGACGGCGGUGUCAAGGAGCCAAAAGCCAAGUCGCGGCACCACGUCGACAGUGAUUGCGACUCAGAUUUAAGAAAAGAACAGACAGUAGACCAGAAUGAAGUUUGUAGUGGUCGAGAUCCUAAAUCAGAAGACUUAAAGCAAAA